AUGCGUUGCGCUUACUAAAUGUGCCUUUAGUACGCUGGAAGAAAGCGACUGCUUAGUAAAUAUGUUAAAAAUUUAUCAAUCUUUCAGAGGCGUUUAACAGAAAAUCACACAAUAAUAAUACUUGUUGUUUGUUUAGUCACGAAGCUGCUUCUUCUGCUAAAUAUAAUUUAAUGUUUGUUGACAUAUGCUGGGAAACUUACAAAUAAUUUCCACAAAAUACGUUUACGACAAUUUGCAAAACAGUUUGCAAAAGAUAAUUCAAGUUAGCAUAAAUCAUGGAUGAGAUCGAAUAUAAGUUAAAAUCACAAGAUCCUGCUUUGAUAUCACAUGCAAUAUCCAAACUUGUUCAGACAACCAUAGAAAAGGCAAAGAUAGAAGAGGAUAUUGCAAAAAUACCAGAAUUCCAAGCACUCAUUUCAAAAUGCAGGAACGAUGACUCCAUAGUCAGUACAACAGCCUGUCAAGCAUUGAUUAUACUUGUUGAAGCUAGAUUGUAUGCUUCUAAGUCUGCGAUAGCAACUUUCUUAAGUGUGUGCUCUCCAAAGAAUUAUGAUUCAGUCACUGUGGCUGUGAGUGAAUUGUUAAUGUUAGGCAGCAAGGCAUACGAUGAGCCUAACGAAUAUACCCUUCAAGCACCUAAUCAACAUCCAUUUAUCACAAUUCUGAAUCAUGAGAAGCACAGUUGGCGAACGGUGCUGAUUCAGAUGAAGCGGAUCAUGCAUCAUAAUAAUAAAGAGCUCAUAAAAUGGCGUAUGAAACUGUUGCAGCCUGUAUUCCUGUACAUACUGUGCAAUCCUUCUGCGGACUUGGACGACAGUUUCAAGCGACAAGCGUGGCAACUUGUGAUCGAGUCCAACGACGCCUCGGACUUACAAGUAGAAAUCUUACUUUGGCUGUGCACCAAUCAGACACAUUCCUGCAUCGAUACGAAUUGCAGAGUGCUCGAGCUCGCGGAGAUAUCGUUGCUGAAGAAAGACAUCAAGUGCUGUACAGCGCUGGUGCCUCUGAUCACGUCUUUGACGGUCAAUUGUUUGGAACACGGUCAUCAGCCGACGCCAAAUUUUUCCAUGAUAUUUGACAUAAUGGAACAAUGCUGUGACGACUCCAUAGGAGACAUCAUGAUCAUUUUAACGGCCGAAAUUAUUCUCAUAUGCCCAGCCACUUACCUGUUGAAAGUUUUCGAUAUAUGCAGAGUUAUCAUGGACAAGAUGCCGUGCAACGUUGCAUUACUACACGCACUGGCUGCGGCCUUGCUGAAGUGGCUGGCUUAUCCGUCGCUGUUGUGCCGAGAAUUGUUGCCGGCGGCGAAGGAACUGAUAAACAAAAUCUUGCAAAGAAAAGAAACGACUGGUCGUCGUGUUAGCACCUCCAACGAGCUGCUGCUUACGUUCGGCCACAGCAACAGCCACAUUCGAAUCUACACAGAGCUCGUGCGCAGUCUGCACUCUCUGGAGGAGGACGACUUUGAGUCCUGGCUGGAGAAUUUCUCGCUCGCGCCGGUCGAUCUGCGGUACAUGUGCAAGCUGGUCCUGUGCGGGAUCUUCCUGCUCAGCGACGAGUGCCACAUCGUGAGAAAGUCCUGCGGGAUUCUCGUGCAACUGGUGCGCGAGAUCAACGCCUUCGCGUCGCACAUGCUGUCCUUGCUGUUGCACAAACUGACGAAGAGCCGCGACAGCGCCAUGUGCAAGUGUCUGCUGCUGGCUCUCCCGGAGUUCGUCGCGUUCAAGGAAAACCAGCGGAUCGUCAUUUACACUUUGAACUCGCUGGUGAACAGCGACACGUCCCUGCGAUAUUUCGCCGUCCAGCUGUACGCGAUAGCAUUGGAGAAGGAGCCGCGUUGCCAGCGCUUUGCAUCCGACGCCUUGAUUGACCUGGCCAAGGAGACUGGCCACGACUGGCACUCGGACGUGGCGUGCGCCCGGGCGAUAAAACAUGUCUGCGGCAGCCGGCCCGAGCUCUGCACGGACUUCGUGCCGCUGCUGUCUCAGAUCCUGAACCGCUGCCACGACCAGAACGGCGGCACGGCCAGCGCGCUCGCGCUCGACAGCAUCUCGUUGCUGUGCGAGUCCGCUGUGAUAGGUGUUUGCUCAACGUGGAAAUUGUUAGCGCCGAAGAUGCGCAAAGAGAAGCGCACAAUAAUCCUGGAGAGCUUGUGUAGACUCUUCGCAGAUGUACCUUCCUUCCCGUUCAAGUCGGACGACGACUACGAGAGCCUCUUCGUCGACGUGGUGCCACUACUAUGGAGCUACGUGGUCAGCGGGGACAUGAGAGUCGCCGAGUCGGCGCUCAGGGCGUUGAAAUCCUACUCUUUCGCGCGAAUCCCCCUGAACGCCUUGCCGCUGGACUUCCGGAUGAACGUUACGUUGCCUCGCGUAUAUUACGAGAAGGCGGCCAGCAAGGACGUCAAUCCCGAGGACAUGUUACAGUAUGUACCGGGCGCUUGCUGGAUACAGAUGCUGAAGAACGUGAACAGGAGUAUCCUGCCGGUGGCCGGGGACCUUCUGAUCUCCUACAUCGAGGAAGAGCUGGGCACCUACAAGUCGCAGAUAUACAACUGGUCGCAAGGAGAACCGUGUAACUUCAAAUAUCUGCCAGAGAGAAGCGUGAUCAGGGCGGUCGGUGAACAUCUGAGGCGAAGCGACCCGACGGAUCCGAAUGAACAGAGGGUCAUCCUGGAGUGCAUGAGGAUAUUCGCCCACAAGUAUACGAAACUAUUGCCGAACGUGAAGUGGGAUUUCCUGAGUAAAACCAUGCAGAUCUCGGAGACGGCCAAGGAGUACGGUCUGUUCAUCGUGAGCCGUCACUCGUACAUCUCGCUGUCGGCGAAACUCUUGGUGGAGAAUUGCAUGUCAAAAUACAGGUCGGCGAUCUUCAAGCCCGCGUCGGACGCCGGUCUGCUGUUGGUGAACGAAAAACAUCUAGCGUUCUACGCGAACCUGCACGAGAUCUGCCGGGCCUUGCCACCGAACGAUCUGAAGCACUUCCUCGAGAUCUCCCUCGACUACGUCGUCGACAAGAUGUCGCUUAAUGACGAGAAAGCGGCCGCUUCGUUCGAUCGCAUUAUGUCUUCUUACGCCACAGUUUUGAACAGCGACGCCACGCACCUGGGCAAUCGUACGCUGUUGUACACCAUACUGAAGAACGUCUUCCAGAACGUCGAUCUAACAUCGACUCGUUUCCACAAGUAUUUCACGGCCGUGAUGGAGCUCUCGGCCGACGAAGUGGAGCGAAUGACGUCGCCCAGUCUCUGGUGGUGGGAAGGAACGCCGGAGAAGCUGAGGAACGCUAUCGCUGUCAGAGUAGAGCUGGCCUCGAAGAGAUUCACCGAAACGCCGCUCACUUGGCUGAAUGAACCUAUCGACGUGGUCGCGUCCAAUUCUACAGGGAUGCGGAGGUAUUUGUUGGAAGGAGUGCAGAGGGUGUUGGCUGAAUUGAGGUAUACGACGGACAAGUACUGUGUGGACUGGAUCGUGGAGUUCAUGAGCCGCAUCGACAUGCUCAUGUUGGAGUCGCCCGACGAAAAAGACCAGAUCGCUUUCUACUGUGACACUUUAUUCAUCUCGGUUAUCUGCUUGUCCGGCAUGGACUGUCUCCUGCCGAGAAAGGAAUUGUUGAGCGCUUCACAAGAUUGCAGGAUACGACUGUUCCCGCAAGCGCUCUUCGUGCUCGUCAACAAGCAAAUUUGGAAAUCCAUAACUCGUCUGAUCAUGAAUUGGCUGAACCACAUGAGGACCAGUUCCGUACCUGAUGUAUAUAGACCUGCGUUUCAAAGCGCGUUAAUCUUAUUAAGACAUGAAAAAGACUAUAUGUUACAGUGGACAAGUUACCUGUCCGUUAAAACUUGUAUCCCAACAUAACUAUACGCGUGUACAACUAAAUGUAUUUACACGAGAUAUUUUUGUAUAAAAAAAGGGAAGAUUAUAUACGUUCACGGUA
Molecule: messenger RNA, 3936 nt
Organism: Dinoponera quadriceps
Lineage: Eukaryota; Metazoa; Arthropoda; Insecta; Hymenoptera; Formicidae
Product: focadhesin
Exons: 10
Coding region: 276-3857 (1193 amino acids)
Biological process (GO): regulation of post-transcriptional gene silencing
Source: RefSeq, a predicted model, not a curated record